Molecule: messenger RNA, 393 nt
Organism: Carica papaya (papaya)
Lineage: Eukaryota; Viridiplantae; Streptophyta; Magnoliopsida; Brassicales; Caricaceae
Source: RefSeq, a predicted model, not a curated record
AUGACUUGUGCUUGUUUAACAUUUGUUGCUUUUGAUUCUUUACCGGCUCCUGUUUCUCCUUAUUCACGAGAUGUUGUUAAUGGGAAGAACCAUGGCUAUGGGCUUCCAGCUGAUAUAUGGAGCCUUGGGUGCACUGUAUUGGAGAUGCUAACCCGUCAGAUGCCCUAUUUAGAUCUUGAUUGGGUUCAAGCCUUCUUUAGGAUUGGGAAGGGUGAGCCACCACAUGUUCCACAUUCUCUCUCAAGAGAUGCACGGGAUUUUAUCCUGAAAUGCCUGCAAGUUAACCCAGCUUGCCGUCCAACUGCUUCUCAGCUGCUAGACCAUCCAUUUGUGAAGAGACCACUACCGACUUCAUCAGGCUCUGCAUCUCCUUAUAUUGGACAACGGAAUUGA